Molecule: messenger RNA, 1524 nt
Organism: Macroventuria anomochaeta
Lineage: Eukaryota; Fungi; Ascomycota; Dothideomycetes; Pleosporales; Didymellaceae
Product: amidase signature enzyme
Exons: 4
Coding region: 130-1431 (433 amino acids)
Source: RefSeq, a predicted model, not a curated record
CAUUGCUGACGGGCACAGACAAACUGCCUUACCGAAAUUCUUUUCGACGAAGCGAUAAAGCAGGCCAAUGGGCUCGAUGAGCAUUUCGGAAAACAUGGCAAACUCGUGGGACCCCUGCACGGCAUAUGCAUGACUUUGAAAGAUCAGUUCGACGUUGAAGGAUUCGACAGCACCCUGGGCUAUGUCGGGCGUGCUUUCAAGCCAGCUAUGCAAGACUGCGUUUUGGUGUCGCUUCUGAAGCAGAUGGGAGCCAUCAUUGUCGCAAAGUCGAACCUUCCGCAGUCGAUCAUGUGGUGUGAAACAGACAACCCGCUAUGGGGACUCACCGUGCAUCCGAAGAAUCCCGAAUUUACCCCCGGAGGCUCGACGGGCGGAGAAGGCACGCUCUUGUCGCUCCGAGGCACAGUAAUUGGAUGGGGAACGGACAUUGGUGGCAGCAUCCGUAUACCGUCCCACAUGAACGGUUUAUACGGAUUGAAGCCGAGUAGUACUCGUUUACCGUACCAAGGCGUGUCAGUGUCGACAGAUGGUCAGGAGCAUGUGCCAUCGGUGAUUGGGCCGAUGAGUCGGUGCAUCGACUCGCUCGUAGCUGUGACCAAGGCUGUCAUCGAUGCGAGCCCGUGGGACCAUGAUCCAAAAUGCUCUCCAGUACCCUGGCGGUCAGGAUUGUUCGAAGACGCGCAAUCUCGGCCGUUGCGUAUCGCUGUCAUGAGAGAUGACGGUGUAGUGCGACCACAUCCGCCUGUGGCACGCGUGUUGGAGGAAGUUGCGGCAAAACUUAAGCGAGCUGGCCAUGACAUAGUGCCUUGGAAUCCAGGCAGUCUGCAUCAGGAAUGCAUCGAUAUCAUGGACCAAUACUACACGGCUGAUGGAGGCGAAGACAUUAGGCGAGACGUCGAAGCUGGCGGUGAGCCUUUCAUUCCACAUGUUGAGGCACUGAUCAAUAGGGGCAAACCAAUCUCUGUUUACUCGUAUUGGCAACUGAACAAACAGAAGGUCGAUGCGCAGAAGCGAUACCUGGAGCUUUGGAAGUCGACAAGAAGUGCAAAGACUGGGGAAGAGAUUGACGUUCUCCUCACCCCUGUGAUGCCUCACACCUCAGUCCCACACCGCAAGUGUCGGUGGGUUGGAUACACCAAGGUUUUCAACUUUGUUGAUUAUCCUGCGGUGGUCAUACCUGCUGGCCAGGUUUCGAAAGAGUUGGAUAGCGAGGCGGCCACAAUGAUGGAUACGUAUCAGCCCAGAAAUCCAUUAGAUGAGUGGAAUUGGAGCUUAUUCAAUGUGGAUGCGAUGGACGGCAUGCCGGUUGGUGUGCAGGUCGUUGCGCGCCGACUCAACGAAGAGAGAGCGCUGGGAGCGGCGAAAGCCAUCGACAACAUUCUGAAAGAUAUGCAGCCUGCUGCUGGGUCAAGGAAUGGCUCUGCAACAUGAACACGAACGCUUCGCGAUCAUCGAUCUCGAGCUUGGGCCUUCCACCGUGCGCAUUUGCUACUCAUGAAGACCAACGAAUUAAUGAAGAAUGAU